AAGUUCAACAAACUGAAUGUAAGCCAAUUGUCAAGCCGAUCGCAAUAUGCAGGUUGCGCUGCCAGAAUUUGCAUUUCCAAUACAUUUACUGCAGCGGCCAGAACAUGACACUGAGAUCUUAUUUGGGAUGCAUCUGCCUGCUGAGCCUGACAACGUUUGUGGCCAGCACGGAGUCCUGGUGCGAUGAACAGCUGUGUGCCGCGGGCACCACUCACGUGGCCUGCAACAAUACUGGCGAAUUCCAUGAGAGAUGCGCGCCAGAUGCGGUCAUGAUCAAUUUGCAGCCACAUCGCGACUUUAUCCUGACCGAGCACAACAAGCGGAGGAAUUUUAUAGCCGCGGGCCUUCUGCCCGGCUACUAUCCGGCAGCGCGCAUGGCCACAAUGAUCUGGGACGAGGAACUCGAAUAUUUGGCCACCUUGAACUUGAAGACGUGCCAUCUGGAGCACGACGAUUGCAACAACUCGUAUCGCUUUCGCAAUGUCGGUCAGAAUCUGUGCGGUGUGGACCGGCAACGGAAUAUGCCAUUAAAUGUGCGGGGCAUUGUGGAGAACUCGAUGGGUCUCUGGUUUGGCGAGUAUCCACUCAUCGACAGCAGCUACAUAACCUCCUUUCGUGUGGCCAGGCAUCUGGAUAAAUAUGGUCACUUUGCGGAGACUGUGGUCGAUCGCAACACGCACGUCGGCUGUGCCAUGAUGCGAUUCACGAAUCCCCAAUACCCGUUCCUCUACAUCUACAACAUGGCCUGCAACUAUGCCAGCACCUAUGCCGUGGGAGUGCAUGUCUACAAGGUGGGUGAACCUGCCUCGGAGUGUGAAACAGGUGCGAAUCCCAAGUACCCAGCGUUGUGCUCGCUCAAAGAGCAAUAUAAUCCCAAUUACAAUGAUUACUGA
This is a messenger RNA of Drosophila novamexicana, 893 nucleotides long. Its product is annotated as venom allergen 5. The coding region runs from base 105 to 893 and encodes 262 amino acids. Lineage: Eukaryota; Metazoa; Arthropoda; Insecta; Diptera; Drosophilidae. The record is from RefSeq and is a predicted model, not a curated record. The transcript is spliced from 4 exons.